GGAACCUUCGAAAACUCUUAUCAACAUUCCUCAAAGGAACACGAAAGAAGAGAGUUCUGCCUUUCAAUGGCUACUCUCAGUUUUAGCCCCGCCAAAAUCAGAACUCAUUCCUUCCAAUCUCACAAACCCAUUUCCAAAUUCUCUCUCCCUUCCAAACUCAACCAAACCCCAUCUCUCUUUUACUCUCACCUCUCCUUAAAAACAUUCAAGACUCUACAUUUUCGAAACAAUUCGAUCUCCGAUGUCUCAUCUCCUCCUGAAACAGAGACUGUACCUGAACAGGAUGAACAGGAUGAAGAAGACAACGACCCAACAGCGGAACUCUGUUAUCUCGACCCGGAAAUCGAUCCGGAGAGCAUUUUGGAGUGGGAGCUAGAUUUCUGUUCGAGACCCAUUCUUGAUAUAAGAGGAAAGAAGAUUUGGGAGCUUGUCGUGUGUGAUGACUCUCUUUCUCUUCAAUAUACCAAGUAUUUUCCUAACAAUGUCAUCAACAGUAUUACCUUGAGAGACGCUAUAGCUUCAAUCAGUGAUGAACUGGGUUUACCUUUGCCUGAAAAAAUUCGAUUCUUCAGAUCUCAGAUGCAGACGAUCAUCACAAAAGCUUGUAAUGAGCUUAGUAUAAAAUAUAUUCCUAGUAAAAGAUGUCUAUCACUUCUGUUAUGGCUUGAUGAACGCUACGAAACUGUAUAUAAGCGUCAUCCUGGAUUUCAAAAGGGAACUAAACCUCUUCUACCAUUAGACAAUCCUUUCCCAAUGGAACUACCAGACAAUCUGUUUGGAGAGAAAUGGGCUUUUGUUCAACUCCCAUUUUCAGCUGUUAAAGAGGAGAUCUCAUCACUGCAGACAACAUUUAAUUUCGGUGCAAGUCUAGAUUUGGAUCUUCUGGGGAUUGAAAUAGAUGACAAGACUCUUAUUCCUGGUUUGUCUGUCGCUACUUCGCGAGCAAAACCCUUAGCAGCUUGGAUGAAUGGAUUAGAAGUGUGUUCAAUAGAAGCGGAUACAAAUCGUGCUAGUUUGAUAUUAUCAGUGGGGAUUUCAACCCGAUAUGUUUAUGCAACAUACAAUAAAACAGAAGUCACUACCAAUGAAGCUGAAGCUUGGGAAGCUGCAAAGAAAGCAUGUGGAGGUCUUCAUUUCCUUGCUAUUCAAGAAAGCUUGGAUUCAGAUGACUGUCUUGGAUUUUGGCUUCUCCUAGACUUGCCUCCUCCACCAGUAUAAGUAGAACUUGUAUCAAAAUUCAAAACCGAAAAACCGUAAUAAUAGUAGUGGCUUUGGAUGGGCAAGUAGGUAUUAUUGUAACAUCAUGGUUCUUUUUUUCAAGGAAACUUGUCAAAUGGAUGUGUAAUCUGUGUAAUGUUUCAGAUAUUUUCAAGGUUAAAUUAAUGAUUUAUUUUG
Messenger RNA from Impatiens glandulifera, 1395 nucleotides. RefSeq names its product protein TAB2 homolog, chloroplastic. Gene Ontology annotation, molecular function: RNA binding. The transcript has 5 exons. Bases 67 to 1218 code for a protein of 383 amino acids. Lineage: Eukaryota; Viridiplantae; Streptophyta; Magnoliopsida; Ericales; Balsaminaceae. The record is from RefSeq and is a predicted model, not a curated record.